AGAGACUCCCACCCCAGCUCAGAGGGAGCAGGGGCCCAGCCAGGGACGGACCCUCAUUCCUCCCAGGGACCCCAGACCUCUGUCUCUCUCGGGUAAGUCUCCAUCUCUGUCUGUCUCUGUCUCUGUCUCUGUCUCUGUCUGUUUUUCACGCACUCAGCAAGGCCUCCUGCCCUGAGAGAGGCUCCGCCCACUACCCCCCACUUUCCCCAUAAAACCAGCUGAGUAUUUGUGCCAGGAAGACUGCGUGCAGAAGGUGACUGUCUCAGUGGAGCUGGGUCAUCUCAGGUGGGGAGUUGGGGUCCCCGAAGGUGAGGACCCUCUGGGGAGGAGGGUGCUUCUCUGAGACACUUUCUUUUCCUCACACCUGUUCCUCGCCAGCAGGCCUUGGCUCCUUGAACUUUUGGCCGCCAUGUGCUUCCCGAAGGUCCUCUCUGAUGACAUGAAGAAGCUGAAGGCCCGAAUGCACCAGGCCAUAGAAAGAUUUUAUGAUAAAAUGCAAAAUGCAGAAUCAGGACGUGGACAGGUGAUGUCGAGCCUGGCAGAGCUGGAGGACGACUUCAAAGAGGGCUACCUGGAGACAGUGGCGGCUUAUUAUGAGGAGCAGCACCCAGAGCUCACUCCUCUACUUGAAAAAGAAAGAGAUGGAUUACGGUGCCGAGGCAACAGAUCCCCUGUCCCGGAUGUUGAGGAUCCCGCAACCGAGGAGCCUGGGGAGAGCUUUUGUGACAAGGUCAUGAGAUGGUUCCAGGCCAUGCUGCAGCGGCUGCAGACCUGGUGGCACGGGGUUCUGGCCUGGGUGAAGGAGAAGGUGGUGGCCCUGGUCCAUGCAGUGCAGGCCCUCUGGAAACAGUUCCAGAGUUUCUGCUGCUCUCUGUCAGAGCUCUUCAUGUCCUCUUUCCAGUCCUACGGAGCCCCACGGGGGGACAAGGAGGAGCUGACACCCCAGAAGUGCUCUGAACCCCAAUCCUCAAAAUGAAGAUACUGACACCACCUUUGCCCUCCCCGUCACCGCGCACCCACCCUGACCCCUCCCUCAGCUGUCCUGUGCCCCGCCCUCUCCCGCACACUCAGUCCCCCUGCCUGGCGUUCCUGCCGCAGCUCUGACCUGGUGCUGUCGCCCUGGCAUCUUAAUAAAACCUGCUUAUACUUCC
Messenger RNA from Homo sapiens (human), 1151 nucleotides. It is a transcript of the gene IL32, whose product is annotated as interleukin 32. Lineage: Eukaryota; Metazoa; Chordata; Mammalia; Primates; Hominidae. The record is from RefSeq and is marked reviewed. Bases 410 to 976 code for a protein of 188 amino acids. Gene Ontology annotation, biological process: immune response. The transcript is spliced from 6 exons. Gene Ontology annotation, cellular component: extracellular region.